Messenger RNA from Arabis nemorensis, 351 nucleotides. NCBI's taxonomy places the organism in Eukaryota, Viridiplantae, Streptophyta, Magnoliopsida, Brassicales, Brassicaceae. The record is from the annotation of a GenBank genome assembly.
AUGAACUGCACAGAGUCCACUCUGGCGGGGAACGCCGGUCUCGUGGCGGCUCUGGUGGCGCUCUCAGAGUCUUCAGCGGCAUUGGACAGGAGGAGCAUCUUCAACGUCCUACCUCCGGCGUACUCGGAGUCGCUGCCUCCGCCGGCCCAUGGACGCCAUAGAGCCCACUUUAGCGGGGAACGCCGGUCUGUCUCGUGGAGCUCUGGUGGCGCUCUCAGAGUCUUCAGCGGCAUUGGACAGGAGGAACAUCUUCAACGUCCUACCUCCGGCGUACCCGGAGUCGCUGGCUCUGCCGGCUCUGUGGACGCCAUAAGUUUAUUACUUAUUUGUUUUCUUUCAUUUCAGUUUUAA